Messenger RNA from Haliotis rubra (blacklip abalone), 877 nucleotides. Its product is annotated as endochitinase-like. The record is from RefSeq and is a predicted model, not a curated record. The annotation marks the transcript as partial. NCBI's taxonomy places the organism in Eukaryota, Metazoa, Mollusca, Gastropoda, Lepetellida, Haliotidae. The transcript has a single exon.
ACCAGUACAGCCUCUGACACCACCAGUACUGCCACUGAGACCACCAGUACAGCCUCUGACACCACCAGUACAGCCUCUGACACCACCAGUACAGCCUCUGACACCACCGGUACAGCCACUGACACCACCAGUACAGCCACUGAGACCACAGACACCACCAGUACUGCAGGUGAAACCACCGCCACUACUACAACUGUAACUGACACCACUACAACUACUACUACAGGUGAAACCGCCACAACAUCUACCGCAACUGACCCCACAUUUGCUGAGACAACAGUAAAACCGCUAGGUGUUGAUCGUAUGGGGCGGAAGAUCUUCAAGAAAUGUAUCUGUAGGUGCCGAAAUCUGAAGGCAGCACCAAGCAAACCAGAGGCAGUGGCAGAGAAAGUGACAGAACUGAAGAAAAAUGUAUCCGUCAACUCUAAAGACAUGACAAAAUCAAUCCUGAAGAAGACAAGUCGUGUGGACAAGAGGUCUUCUGCUGUUGUGAUUGGUUGGGCGUAUCUGAUUGUGGUGGCUGUUCCCUUCAUGGCAGUUGUCUUUGGCGACAUCUUGAAGGUCAUGACAUGGUUCUGUAUCAGGUAUAAUAAGUGAAUGACAUAGAGACUAACAAAUUACGAUCAAUAUGAUACUGGAUUAAAAACAGGCUCAAUGUAACAGUAACUGCUGUGCUUCUCUAGUCUAAGUGUGACAGUGGGACUGUUGUACUUCUCUUUUCUAAGUGUGACUAUAGUACUUCUCUAUUCUAAGUGUGGCUGUUGUACUUCUCUAUUCCCAGUGUGACUGUUGUACUUCUCUAUUCUAAGUGUGACUGUUGUACUUCUCUUUUCUAAGUGUGACUGUUGUACUUCUCUAUUCUAAGAGUAGCCGUUGU